ACCCCCACCCCCACGCACAGCACAAAGGCGACGCAAGCAAGCAGCAGCAGCAGCUUUUCCUCGCCUCAUCUCCCUUGCUCGCGCACCAACUCUUUCAAAAUCCCCCCUUUCUCGCGUGCGCGUGUCGAUUCCGCCGUCGAUUCGGGGGCCGCCUGGAUGAGGCGGCCGCGCUGACCGGAGCCGAACCCGCCGCCGCCCCAUGGCGCAGCCGCAGCAGCGAGUCUACCAAGCCUGGAAAGGGAAUAAUAGGUUCUUCCUUGGAGGGAGAUUGAUAUUCGGGCCCGACGCCAAGUCCCUGCUCGUCUCGGUUGCGCUCAUCGUGGUGCCGGUUCUGGUCUUCUGCGCUUUCAUCGCGCCGCACCUUCUCCAUCGGUUCCCCGACUACAACGCAGGAUACGCUAUUCCUGCGGUGGCGGUAGGGUUCAUGAUCUAUGUGCUUCUGUUACUGUUGAUCACCUCAGCUCAGGAUCCUGGCAUCGUGCCUCGCGCAUCGCAUCCGCCCGAGGAGGAUUUUGCGUAUGGCAAUCCAUUGGCCGGAGAAACGCCGGGCAGGCUGCAGUUUCCCCGCAUAAAGGAAGUGAUGGUUAAUGGGAUGCUUGUCAAGAUAAAGUAUUGCGAUACCUGCAUGAUUUACCGCCCUCCUCGGUGUUCGCACUGCUCCAUAUGCAACAAUUGUGUGGAGCGCUUUGAUCAUCAUUGCCCCUGGGUUGGACAAUGCAUUGGUCAGCGCAACUACCGAUACUUUUUCCUAUUUGUUUCUUCCUCGACUCUUCUUUGCAUUUAUGUCUUUGCCAUGUCGGCACUACACAUCAAGUUUCUCAUGGGCGAAGACUAUCCUACAGUAUGGAAGGCUUUCAAACACUCUCCAGCCUGCUUGGUGCUUAUGAUAUAUUGUUUCAUUGCUCUCUGGUUUGUUGGCGGGCUCACUGGAUUUCAUUCAUAUCUCAUUAGCACUAACCAGACGACGUACGAGAAUUUUCGGUACAGAGCAGACAGCAGGCCUAACGUGUAUGACCAAGGAUGUCUGAACAAUUUCCUAGGAGUCCUGUGCAGCAAGGGGAAACCUUCUAAGCACAGGUUCCGAGCCUAUGUUCAAGAGGAAGUACGUGCUCCGGUGGUCAACUUUGGUAGGCAGAUGGAGGAGGAAGCAGCUGGCGGCCCUCGCGCAAAAGUAGAGGAUGAUCUCGAGAUCGGCAGCGAUCUCCUGAAGAUCUCUCAGCGGCGCAACUACGAGGACGUUGAUGUCGAAAUGGGAAACCAGGACGACAGUGAGACGAAAGGCAUGGGCAGCGCCAAACCGAAACCGGCGAUGGGCUCGGGAUCGCAGAUCCCCGCGGUCGGAAGCGAGGUACGAGUGCGGCACUCGAGCUGGGAUCGGAGGAGUGGGAACUGGGACAUGUCGUCGGAGGUGAUCGGAAGGAGCGCGUCGGAUGUGCUUGGAAGAAGCGCUUCCGUCACCGAGGCUGCGUCGCAAUCUCGAAGAGAAGCUCAGUAGUGGCCAAGCCAUGUGUGAAUCCUGAACUUUGUGUUGGCGGGCUGGAAUCUUGGACGAUUUUUACUGAUGGCGACACACCGUCCUCGAGAAGAAUGACCAUGAUCCAUUUUGACUUUUGACUGAGAUGUUUGGUGUUUUCGAUCCCUUCUCUAUGUAUGAACAGUUGUUGUAGUCAAAAGGAUCGGUGGUAAUUGGGGGUCACAUAUCGGUCCUUUUUUUUUUUGCGCCGUUGUUGUCUGACAGCGUUCGGCAUCAUCAUUCUUUGUGUAAAUUGCUAAUGCAGGAUACUCAUCCACCUGUUUGGAA
Messenger RNA from Hordeum vulgare subsp. vulgare (domesticated barley), 1801 nucleotides. RefSeq names its product protein S-acyltransferase 8-like. The transcript is spliced from 5 exons. The coding region runs from base 200 to 1495 and encodes 431 amino acids. Gene Ontology annotation, cellular component: Golgi apparatus; endoplasmic reticulum. Gene Ontology annotation, molecular function: protein-cysteine S-palmitoyltransferase activity. Lineage: Eukaryota; Viridiplantae; Streptophyta; Magnoliopsida; Poales; Poaceae. Gene Ontology annotation, biological process: peptidyl-L-cysteine S-palmitoylation; protein targeting to membrane. The record is from RefSeq and is a predicted model, not a curated record.